GUGCUCUCUAUCUCUUCCUGUAUUUUCAUUUGCCUCCUAAUUGACCCAAAUAAAGGCUCUUUCACUGACUGACUGGGGGUGGGGGGGUCUCCCUGGCCCCGGAGGUGCACGCAGGCACACACACGCGCGCACUCGGCAGUAGCUGAGGGGAGGCGAGAGGCGAGUCCCCGUCAGACAGAGUAAUUCUCAAAUGGUACCCUAUUUAUUUUAUAGUGCAUACCUUUGACCAGGGUCUGUAAGGGUGUGGUCAAAAGUAGUGCACUGUGUAAGGGAUAGAGUGCCAUUUGCGACGGAAACCUCUCUCCUCUCCUGCAGUAAUCCCAUUUGCUAUUGUGCUUGUCCAAUCAGCGGAUACCCUCCGCUCGUCAACCGUUGACUUGACUCUCUUCCCGCUGUAGGCUACUUCCUCUCCGGUCUCUGCCCGGUGCUGUGCUGGCGCCACGGAGCUCCAGGGCCUCCCUGGUAACAAUUUCCACGUUUCGGUAAGGAUUUAUCAUUUAUAAACAGGGGAGAAUGGAGAAACCCGUUUGAGAUGGUGCUUUUAAGCUCUGGCCGGGACACACAUCAACAACGAAAAUAACCGUUUUGUUGUGCGGAGUAAUAGAACACACGUGCUCGUCGUCAACAGUAUUGACGGGUUGGACGGACGCAGGAGGACCCGUCCUAAUUGUUUUAUUCGAGUGGCCAGGAAAUGUGCAUAUUUUCUCAACUAAAAACAUCAUGCACGACAAGGCGACAGACACUCAGGCUUCGACAACGUCAAAAGUCUCCUCGUUUUACAUCGAAAACCUACUCGGCUCGAGGAAGAAUGGAGAGUCAACGUAUUUCAACCGACAGGUCAACAACAACAACAACAACAACAACAGCCAGUAUAGUAGCAGGACCGCGGAGGAGAGUAUGGAGAGGAAUGAGAUGGUCUACCCUAGCCGAGUCUUAGCGGGACAUCCCAGCCAAGUGGCCGGUCAAGAGGCAGCCUGCUCCGGCCUCGGCGCCGAGGGUUCCCCCCGGAGAGACUCCCAGUUAGAACGGUACAGAGCAGCCGUUAACGUCAAACCACUCAGUCUCAAAAGGUCCAGCAAUCCCAAAGAGGACAGUAGAUGCUCAGAUGACCGUUGCUGCUCCCACUCAGCCUGCGACCGAGACUCUGUCUCUCCCGCGGUGUCAGAAGAACCCACUGAAGGCAGCGACAAAACGGGACGGAAAACGGCGGCAACCAGCCUGACCGACGACAACGACGAGACGCAGAACGCCUUUGACGAUCAGUCGGACCCGGAAGCCCCUCUGGACCUGAGCUCUGUCCGGAAGAAGAAAACCAGAACCGUUUUUAGUCGGAGUCAGGUGUUUCAGUUGGAGUCGACGUUCGAUAUGAAACGGUACCUCAGCAGUUCUGAACGGGCAGGUAUCGCGGCCUCCCUCCAGUUAACGGAAACGCAGGUGAAAAUCUGGUUCCAGAAUCGACGGAACAAAUGGAAGAGACAGUUGGCCGCGGAUCUAGAGGCCGUAAACGUUUCCCACUCGUCCCAACGGAUAGUCAGAGUUCCGAUUCUAUAUCACGAAAACUCCACGCCCUCGACGUUUGGUUUCGACAUCAACGUGUCCCAGGUCUCCUCACCUUUGAUGAGUUUCUCAAACCCUGUGAACUAUCCCUUCUCCUCAUUCGCUCACUCCAUGAGUUUACUACGCUCGCAAAUGACCGGGUUGGUGUAAACACCAUUAUCGAGCUUUCGUUUUGUUUUUCUUCACGUCAUGUCAUUAUUUAUUCAAUUAUUGAAAAUAGAGAAUCGUGCAAUAACAAUAACUGCAAUGGCCGCAGAAAACUAUACAAGGAAAACAGUUUGAAGAAAUGACCUUUGGGCUUACAAUUGAUCGCGGUGUUUUUAAAUGUUGUAAUUGUAUUAAACUUUACACAUCUACUUUUAUUAUAUUAUCGCCACACUAGAUAAUGAUAGUGUUGUGCCGGCCCACAUUGUUAUGUUUUUUAAUACACACUUAUUUGUGCAAAGACUUUUAUAUUCAAAGCCAGUUUCUAACGUCACUUUUUUUCCCCACAAUAUAGCUCUCUAAAUAAACGAAUCACAAGAGAUGA
Salmo salar (Atlantic salmon) is the source of this 2086-nucleotide messenger RNA. RefSeq names its product homeobox protein HMX3. Lineage: Eukaryota; Metazoa; Chordata; Actinopteri; Salmoniformes; Salmonidae. The record is from RefSeq and is a predicted model, not a curated record. Gene Ontology annotation, biological process: regulation of transcription by RNA polymerase II; negative regulation of DNA-templated transcription. Gene Ontology annotation, cellular component: nucleus. Gene Ontology annotation, molecular function: DNA-binding transcription factor activity, RNA polymerase II-specific; RNA polymerase II transcription regulatory region sequence-specific DNA binding.